AGCAACUCAUCAGAGGGCAAGGCAUGACUGUCACGCCCGAAACUCUAUUCCUGGCAAUGCUGGCUCUGCUUGCCGCGGCCCCUGGGGCUAGAGCAGAAACUCACUGGGCCUACCUGCCUAACCCACCUCUGCUGCAGCCAGUGACGUGGCAGCAUGGAGAGGUACCUGUGUACACCAACGACACAUGGACCAUGGGGGGCCAUUCCAGCAGGCACCUGCGAGCAGCGCGUGCUCCGGACUUUUCUUAUUCAGGACACACUAGUGACCAGCCUAUUUGUUUCUCACGAACUGACCAGGUAGCCGGUUGUUUUCUGCUUAAAACUACUAAGACUGAGUCGCUCCUGCCAACUGCGACAGGGGUUUUUUAUGUCAAUGGAACGGCGAGGACCUGGGUUCAAUCAGCUCUGAACUGGACGCGGUGGUACGUGGACAUCUGGUACCCUACUGGGAAUGCCGCAGGCCAUCCUUCUGGAGCCCCCCCUGGGGAGAUCUCCAUAUGUGAGGCUGACGUUGUCAACCGUACCCAGCAGCCGCAUUGGUUGAGCUGCCGGGGGAAAAAUAGUAUAUUGAUUAAUGUGACAGGGGGAUACCCGCUACAGGACUGGUCAGCUAAGGGCCCAAAAUGGAAGGCGCUGGCCGAGUCCUUUUGGUCAGUACAGAAAGGGCCAAUGCAAUCUCAGCUAUGGAGGCUUACGGCAGCAAUGGGAGGGGACAUCAUAAUGAAUGAGAAACGGGGCAAUGCAACUGUACAAAUGGGCACCACACAAUUCUACCGAAAGGUGCAGGCCUGCGUUCCCGAGCCUUAUGCUCUUCUUGUGGGGUCACUUAAUAUUUCACGGAGUGGAUCCUGGUGGACUAUUGCAUGCCAUAACUGUACCCUUAGCACUUGUGUAUAUAACAUAUCUCAGGAUGAGUGGUCUUUGCAGAAAAAAGCUUAA
Miniopterus natalensis is the source of this 938-nucleotide messenger RNA. NCBI's taxonomy places the organism in Eukaryota, Metazoa, Chordata, Mammalia, Chiroptera, Miniopteridae. The record is from RefSeq and is a predicted model, not a curated record.